This is a messenger RNA of Nematocida parisii ERTm1, 1903 nucleotides long. RefSeq lists its product as uncharacterized. Gene Ontology annotation, biological process: nuclear-transcribed mRNA catabolic process. The record is from RefSeq and is a predicted model, not a curated record. The coding region runs from base 1 to 1842 and encodes 613 amino acids. The transcript has a single exon. Gene Ontology annotation, molecular function: 5'-3' RNA exonuclease activity; RNA binding. NCBI's taxonomy places the organism in Eukaryota, Fungi, Microsporidia. Gene Ontology annotation, cellular component: nucleus.
AUGGGAGUGCCUUCACUAUUCAGAUGGAUAGCAAAAAGAUAUCCAAAAUCAAUAAACGCAGCGAGCGGGCAGGAGGUUGACAAUUUAUAUUUGGAUCUUAAUGGGAUAAUACACCCAUGCUGCCACCCCAGAAACAGAGAGCCACCAGGAAGUGAGGAAGAAAUGUUUCGAGAAAUAUUCAAGACAGUCGACCAUUUAGUAUCAAUAGUGAGACCAAAGCACUUGCUGUACAUAGCGGUAGACGGGGUAGCCCCACGGGCAAAGAUGAACCAGCAAAGAGAAAGAAGAUUCCGUCCAAAGGAUGUGUCAGAUGGGCAUGUAGAAGGGGGGUUUGACCCAAACACAAUUACUCCAGGAACGCCUUUUAUGUACCGGCUGCACUGUGCAAUUAUUCGGUAUAUAGAGCAGAGACAGUCUGCGGGGAUUAAUGGAUGGAAGCAGCUAGCUGUUAUAUACAGCGGGUGCGAUGUUCCCGGAGAGGGAGAGCACAAGGUGUAUGACUUUGUAAGAAGCAUUAAGGGCACAGGAGUGAGGCAUGCUAUAUGCGGUCUAGAUGCAGACUUAAUAUUUUUGAGUUUAGCUACGCAUGAAAAGUCAUUUAAAGUGCUAAGAGAGGAUGUGUUCUUCUUGGAGAAGGAGGAGCGCUCUACAUGCAAGCUAUGCAAGAAGGAAGGGCACAGCACGGGCAAUUGUAACCCCAAUACAUUCCCUCCUUAUAUUUACCUGGACAUUGAUAUAAUACGAAGGUAUUUGUAUACGGACUUUUCAACUGCAAUUAAUGCUCGAUUUGACUUUGAGAGAAUACUGGACGAUUGGAUAUUUGUGUGUUUCUUUGUUGGAAACGACUUCUUGCCGUCAAUUCCGUCAAUGGACAUAAAGGUUGCAGCAAUUGAGACAAUCACCACUUCGUGCAUAAACAAUCUGCUGACUAGGCGGCAAUACCUCACAGAGGACAGCAAGAUUAACAUAGCAGAGCUCAGUGUGCUUAUGGACACACUGGGGGAGACAGAGGAAAAGCUGCUCCGGGCUAAAUUAGCUGGGUAUGUUAAAAAUGCAAAGAGAAGAGGUGAAGCCCCAAGAGAAGAAGACUUAAAGGUCAAGCUGUAUGAGGAAAAGGGGAGACUUGAAUACUACAGCAGUAAAAUUCACGCCAACUCGCCGGAAGACAUAACAAAUGUAUGUGUAGAGUAUUUAAGAGGACUUUCUUGGAUUCUUCAGUACUACUACAAAGGGUGCCCAUCGUGGAACUGGUACUACCCACUCCACUUUGCCCCCCUAGCACAGGACAUAGCAGAUACACUGAAGAAGAUGCCGCAUCUUUCGUUUGAUUUUUCAAAGGGUGCAGCAAGAAAGCCGUUAGAACAGGUCAUGGCUGUUCUUCCUCCCUCUUCAGCAAGCUCAAUUCCCGAAGGUUUGUAUCCUAUAUUCAAUGAAAUGCCAGAGAACUAUCCAGAUGAGGUGAAAAUAGACAUGUUUGGAAAAACCCAAGCAUGGCAAGGAGUGGCGCUUCUUCCCUUUUUUGAUUGUGACAAGCUUGUAUCUCUUGUUAGAGAGCACAGCAGAAACCUGCCACUUGAUGAGAUAUAUAGAAAUGUUGAGGGAUGCGAUCUUUUGUUCCUACCAACUGCAAACAAGAACUAUGCCACAGCAGAAACAUUGUACACAAACUUCACCAAAACAUCCAAUGUUAAAAUAAUGGGGAAAUUCUACUCUGGACGGGCGACUAUUCACUCCUCCGCAAGCAUGCCAGGAGACUCGCAGCGUCUUAUUGAAGAGGCAAAGAAUUAUGUGGUAAAGUCAAUUUCUGUUGUAUUUGUGCCAAUAAAAAAGCAGAUUUACUAAAUCAAUGUUGCGCAAUGGCAUCUAUUCACUGAAAAGUAGAAUACGCAAUAAUAAACGUUUU